AACCAGAUUACGGAAGAGCAAAAGAAGCGUGCUCGCGAGAUCUUCGAGAUCUAUGGUUUCUAUGCCGGUCUUGAAUUCGUCGAAGUGCCUAACGAUGUCGCUGCCAGCGUUGGUGUGGUUACGGGCGACCUUCGCGGCUUGAGCCCAGAUAUUGCCACAGGGCCAGGUGGCGUUGCUGGUUUGGCCGGCAACGGUUUGGCCAUUAUGGAAACUGCCGACCACGAUAAUCCAGGCGACGAUGAAGUGGGCACGAUCAUGGGCGAUGAUGGUAAUCUGUCGUUUGGUUUGACGCCAGAAUCGCUGCUGCCGGGCGACUUCGAUAUCACGCACUUGCAGCACUUGUAUCGUCCAGACGUGAUCGAUAUCGACAUGUACCGUUUCGAGGUUACCGAAACGCGACGAUUGUCGGCUGAGAUUGUCGCGGAGCGUCUUUCCGAUUCGAGUCGUCUCGAUUCGGCAUUGACGCUCUACCGUCUCAAUGGCGAUGGUUCUUACUCGGCAAUUGCUCGUAACAACGAUUACUUCAGCGAAGAUUCCUUCCUGGAAAUCACGCUUGAGCCAGGGACCUAUUUCAUUGGUGUCUCGGCAAGUGGCAACGAAGUUUACGAUCCGAACAUCGAAGACUCGGGCUUCGGCGGCACGUCGGAAGGUGAAUACCACCUGCAGUUGCGAUUCACUCCAACGGUCAACGACUCGAUUCGUGAUACCGGUGCUACCGUUUCGCAAUUGAAUUCGAUGGUCGUACGUACCGAUGGUGGCGGCUUCCAAGAUGGUCAGACCAUUACGCUGAAAGAUGACAGCGGAAUGACUCGCAUCUUCGAGAUCGACUACGACAACAACCUCAACAACAGUAAUGCCGAAGCGGUUGUCGUGAAUUCGAAUACGCUUCAGAGUGAGGUCGUUGCCGCCCUGGUCACUGCGAUUAACGAUGCCGAUUUCAAC
Molecule: messenger RNA, 942 nt
Organism: Symbiodinium sp. CCMP2456
Lineage: Eukaryota; Dinophyceae; Suessiales; Symbiodiniaceae
Source: the annotation of a GenBank genome assembly